AUGUCACUGAACAGACUCGUAGCCACACGCGUUUUCGCACCAGCCUUGAGAGGGAAAAUCCAACCAGUGAGUUUUUAAACUUUUUUUUGUUUUAUCUAUUAAAACGGGAUUUUUAUGAAAAAUAAGGUGUUUUGACUAUCGAAAGAAUCCUACAAACAAGUAAUAUUGUGUUAUGCUUGAAACUAAUCUCAACCCAUUCCAGAAACGCCAAUCCUCUGGUAGUUUCUACGGCCAAAACAAUUUCGACCACUUUGGCAAAGAGCUGAAGGACGGUCUGAAGACGUCGCGUGGCACGGCCGACAACUGGAAGAAGAUCUUCUUUGUCGGCUCUAUCCCAUGCCUCCUCAUCUCCAUGUGGGCCGCGUACCGCGAGCACGAGAAGCACCAUCACACCCCGCGCGACGAGUACGUCGAAUACCCUUACCUGAACGUACGCAAUCGUCCCUUCCCCUGGGGCGACGGCAACCACUCCCUCUUCCACAACGCCGAAGAAAACUACGUUCCGGGCGUGGGCUACGAAAAGGAGCGUGGACACUAG
This is a messenger RNA of Bursaphelenchus okinawaensis, 538 nucleotides long. The record is from the annotation of a GenBank genome assembly. Lineage: Eukaryota; Metazoa; Nematoda; Chromadorea; Rhabditida; Aphelenchoididae.